AUGGAAGAUAGUCCGCUGUACAUCCAAAAAGAAUUAGGGAUUGAAGACGAAAAGAGUGAUGAGUUCGAAGUCAGCAGAUCUCGGGUACACAUAGGAGCAUUAAUUGGCAGUGGAGCGUUCGGCAGAGUACACGCGGCACAAUUAGACUUGCCUGGUGGAGAGACUAUCACUGUAGCGGCUAAGAUGCUUACGGAAAACGCUUCGGAAGAAGAAAUGCAAGAUUUCCUCCGCGAAAUCAUGAUGCUCAAACACGUCGGCUCACACAAACAUGUCAUACAACUAAUUGCGUGUUGUACCCGCCGAGCUCCUGUUAUCGCACUGUUGGAACACGCUCCUAGAGGUGAUUUGCUGACGCUACUGAGAGCUGCUAGGGGGAGGAGGAAGGACGGUCAAGUGUUGAAUACCACAAAAAGAGUGGAUAGCCACAGUAAUAGUAAUAGUAGACAACGACCGUCGGAAGCGGAUUCGGAAUACACAAAUCUAAGCGACUCAGAUCCUGCACUUUUCGAUGAAAAGUUAUACGUAGAAAAUGAAAAGAAAAAAGACCAUUAUGUAGCUGAGCCGGCGUUACAGUUGGACAGCACCACCAUGAGGAACUACGCGCUGCAAGUCGCCCUCGGCAUGAAGCACCUGGAAGAAAGAGGCAUCACUCACAGAGAUCUAGCAGCGCGGAACAUCUUAGUCGAUGGCGCUGGUCUCCUGAAAGUAGCAGACUUUGGUCUAUCACGGUCAGGCAUAUACGUCCACACCAGAUCACGACCAGUUCCGCUAAGAUGGCUAGCACCUGAAGCAAUAGUACAUUCACAAUACUGUAGCGCCAGCGAUGUCUGGGCGUUUGCAGUCUUAUUGUGGGAGAUCGCUACCUUAGGUGGCUUCCCAUAUGCCGAGUUAAGCAAUUAUCAAGUACCACCUUUUUUGUCAGAAGGUGGCCGUCUACCCAAACCAAACAGAGCUUCUCCAAGACUUUACGAAUUGAUGACUGAAUGUUGGUCCGAAAAUCCUGAACAUAGACCAACGUUUGCCGAAAUUGUUGAGAAACUCACACUUCAAAACCAGUUAUAUGUUGACCUUGACUGUGUUUUCCCACCGUCAGAAGAUGAGCUGAAGGGUCUACGAGAUUAUGAUUUCGAUACGGCUAACUACAACGGUCCUUUUAACCGAUAA
Molecule: messenger RNA, 1164 nt
Organism: Arctia plantaginis
Lineage: Eukaryota; Metazoa; Arthropoda; Insecta; Lepidoptera; Erebidae
Source: the annotation of a GenBank genome assembly